CGUGGUCUGCCGGCGACGUCUGCAGAGGAUCAAGAAGCAGAUCAGGCGCCAGCUGAACCGCGACAUCAUGCACUUCGCGAUGAUGCGGAUGCUCGCCAUCGACAGCGUCAGGGUCGACCGCGUGUUCAGCGUCGGGAUGCCACCGAAGACAUUGAUUGUCCCCGAUUUGUUAACCGUGAACGAGAGACGUCACAUCAACGAGCUUCUUCGUCACACGUAACGGACGAGCAUCCCUGCAUUGUGCUCGCAAUCGUUUUCAUUCUGUCCCCCGAUAUCAUUGUAAAGAACGGUUACAUUCGAAGAAUAACAGACGACGAGGUGAAGUCCCUGGCACUGGAAAUAGCCGGUACCAACGUCACGACAACGUAUAUCUUCUGCCCACGUGCACCCCAGAAAGCCCUCGGCAUUAAACUUCCAUUUCUCAUCAUGAUUAUCAAGAACAUGAAGAAGUACUUCACGUUCGAGAUAACAAUACUCGACAACAAGGAUAUGCACAGACGAUUUCGAGUGAGCAACUUUGAAAGUACCACUCGAGUUCGACCGUUCUGCACGUCAAUGCCGAUCGGCCUAUGCCCCGGCUGGAAUCAGAUUCAAUUUAAUCUAGCGGAUUUCACGCGCAGAGCGUACGGAACAAAUUAUAUCGAGACUACGCGCAUCCAAAUCCACGCAAACUGCAGGAUUCGACGUAUCUAUUUUGCAGACAGACUCUAUGCAGAAAACGAACUGCCCGAAGAGUUUAAACUCUUCAAGCCACUUCAGCGAGUGAAAUGCGUACAAGAGGACGACGAGAAAGAAAAGGAUUUCACACAGGAAGAAAUUGAAAUUCCAAACGACGUACCGCCUAUGAUGCCUGAUAUAGAAGAACCAGCUGAUAUUCCGCAGAUAUGGGAAGAACCAUUAGAAAAUAAUCUGCCAUUCGAAGAGCAGUUUGUUCCCCUAGAAGAGUUUAUGCCGACUCUGAACGAACAGGAAAGAGAGGAACAGGAAAGAGAGGAACAGGAAAGAGAGGAACAGGAAAGAGAGGAACAGGAAAGAGAGGAACAGGAAAGAGAGGAACAGGAAAGAGAGGAACAGGAAAGAGAGGAACAGGAAAGAGAGGAACAGGAAAAAGAGGAACAGCAAAGAGAGGAAGAGCAAAGAGAGGAAGAGCAAAGAGAGGCACAGCGAAGAGAGGAACAGCAAAGAGAGGAACAGCAAAGAGAGGAACAGCAAGGGGGACAGGAAGAGCUUCUUGAAGAAAUCGAAUACGAAGAUGAUGAAAUUGAUGAACAACUUAUUCGUGAAGUAUAUCGUGGAUACGACCCGGAUGAUGAAGCCAAUGGAGAACGAAUUCACGACGACGAAUUCGAAUAUAGAGUUCCAUAGAAUUGAGAAGUUUUUGAUUUCGUGUAAAUACGAUGAAUAAAGUGUCUACGUUUCUGUGACUUGAAAUAGCGCCCAAAUAAAUUUCGUUGUUAAUAAAUAAAUUGAAAUCUAAGAAAUUC
Molecule: messenger RNA, 1484 nt
Organism: Frieseomelitta varia
Lineage: Eukaryota; Metazoa; Arthropoda; Insecta; Hymenoptera; Apidae
Product: golgin subfamily A member 6-like protein 22
Exons: 4
Biological process (GO): positive regulation of cell motility; cilium assembly; regulation of cilium beat frequency involved in ciliary motility
Cellular component (GO): motile cilium; ciliary basal body
Source: RefSeq, a predicted model, not a curated record